CCAACUUCAUUGACCUUCACAUUGGAUUCCCUUGUCUCAUCAGUUAAUGAUAUUUUUCUGAACUGUUGUAGUCCUUGUGGGUCAGGGAGCAUUCAAGUGUAGCGAGUUCCUAAUUUUUAAUCCGUUUUACUUUCCUGGAAUACAAGGCAGUUUAACCAUGCAGACCCCAAAGACAAGAAGUAGUAGUAGCUCCUCUGAAGUGCCUCAGAAAGUGUCCCCUCGUGGUGGACGCCGACUCAGGCCUGCUACACUGGACACUACUGCAUCUUCAUUAAGCCAACCUAACAAAACAUCAAAGGAUAAUACAAGUCCCAAACUCACCGACCGCAGAUCACCCAGAAGCCCCGCUCCUGAGAGGAAGCGUCCUAGCAGAAUAUUCGAAUUGGAAUCUCAGAAUUCUCAACUCAAAGAGGAUUUGAAGGUGGUGAGGAACCAGCUCGGUGUGUCUGAAUCAUGCAAGAAGCAAGCUCAGCAAGAUGCUGAAGAGUCCAAGAAGCAAGUAGCUUCCCUAUCCUUGAAACUUGAAGAUUCUCAACAGCAACUUGUGAAGUUCUCGGCUACAGAACAAUCUCGUGUUGUUGAGCUCCAGAAAACCAUAGAAGAGCAUGACAAGACUUGGCAAUCCGAGCUUAGGAAUGCCCAACAGAAGCUCUCAGACAACACCGCUGCGCUUACCUCUGCCAUCGACGAAAUUCAGCAGCUCAAGGUUCAGCUUGAAUUGGUAGCUAACUGUGAGAAUGCGCACACGCAAAUUGCGGAAUCAUCAGACGUGGAGCUGCUAAACUUGAAGGAUAACUUGGCAGAAUCUCUUUCUCUUGUGGAGAACAUGAAAAACCAACUUAAAGAUUCCAAAGAGUCAGCUCAGGCACAAGCUUUGGUCAAUGAGACUUUGAGGCAACUUGAGGCUGCAAAAAGAACUGUUGAGUUUCUGAGAGCUGAUGCUGCUAAAGCUGUCAAUGGCUACAACUUUGCUGCUUUGGAGUUAGACCAAUCUAGAGCACGGGUGAACUCACUAGAGGAACUAGUAAGCAAACUUGAGUUUGGCCUCAUUAGUAACAAAUGCAACGGUUCUAUAAAUUUUGCAGAUGAUAGUAUCAUGGAGAUAUUACAAAAGGGUGAGACAGAUUCUAAUCGCAUUGAAGCACAAAUUUACUCUUUGAGCUCUGCAAUAGAGAGUGCUGAAACUAAGCACCAGGAAGAACAGAUCGAGUGUUCUGUGAAGAUUAGGAAAGCCUAUGAGUUGAUUGAACAGAUAAAAUCAGAAUCAAGCAAGAGGGAAUCUCAGCUAGAGGCUGAAUUAAAAAGAAAGAAUGCCGAUAUUGAAGAGUUGAAGGCUAACCUAAUGGACAAGGAAACUGAGUUGCAGUGCAUUGUGGAGGAGAAUGAGAAGUUGAAUUUGAAGCUUGAAAAAAGGAUGUCAUCACAAAGAGAACAUGAACUUCAAAAGGAGCUUCGAAAACUAGAUGAAUGCGUGGCUGGAUUGAAGGCCGACCUGAUGGAAAAGGAAACAACGUUGCAAAGCAUAUCUGAAGAGAAUGAAAUGCUGAAGUUGGAGAUCAGUAAGAGGUUUGCACAUGGUGGUAAGGUGAUGGAGGAAGUUGCUGCACAACUAGAGGCAGCUAAGGCUUCGGAACGCGAGGCGGUUAUGAAGCUUGGUAUUGUGAUGGAAGAUUCAGACAGAAGCAACCGAAAGGCGGCGAGGGUGGCCGAGCAACUGGAAGCAUCUCAAGCAGCAAAUUCAAUAAUAGAAGCUGAACUAAGAAGGUUGAAGAUACAGUCUGAUCAAUGGAGAAAGGCUGCAGAGGCAGCUGCUGCUAUGCUCUCAGCAGGGAACAAUGGGAAACUUAGUGAGAGAUCAAUGUCUUUGGACAACAACUAUAACUCUAUAAUGAACAAGUACUCACCUUUUUGUGAAGAGCUUGAUGAUGAUGAUUUUCAGACCAAGAAAAAUGGCAACAUGCUCAAGAAGAUUGGGGUCUUGUGGAGGAAACCUAAAAAAUAGUCAAUGUUGGCUGUUUACGAGUUAUGACCCGCUUCUAAUGUUAUGAUUAUGUUAACUGUAAUGUUUAUGUUAUGCAAUUUUGUCUGACCGCUACCCUCCUUUUUGUUUGGUGAAACGUUGUCUACAGAUGCUUAGUAGUUUGAAUGAAUUAAGCGCUUUUAUAAUUCAAGGACGUGUAGGUAGAGAUUAGAGAUUGUCAAUGUUUAACCCAAAAGGGUUGGGGUAAGGUUUUCUUUCCAUCAGUGAAAAUCGUGUUUGAUUUCUAA
Glycine soja is the source of this 2268-nucleotide messenger RNA. RefSeq names its product interactor of constitutive active ROPs 3-like. The transcript has 3 exons. NCBI's taxonomy places the organism in Eukaryota, Viridiplantae, Streptophyta, Magnoliopsida, Fabales, Fabaceae. The record is from RefSeq and is a predicted model, not a curated record. Bases 158 to 2002 code for a protein of 614 amino acids.